Messenger RNA from Prosopis cineraria, 473 nucleotides. RefSeq names its product disease resistance protein RUN1-like. The transcript has a single exon. The record is from RefSeq and is a predicted model, not a curated record. Lineage: Eukaryota; Viridiplantae; Streptophyta; Magnoliopsida; Fabales; Fabaceae. Gene Ontology annotation, biological process: signal transduction. The annotation marks the transcript as partial.
AUGGGUGCUGCAGCUUCGUCAUCUUCGUCUUCCAAGAAGCAUGAAGUGUUUCUGAGUUUCAGAGGUGAGGACACUCGCAGAUCCUUCACCAGCCAUCUCCAUGCAGCGCUAUGCCUGAGAGGUAUAGAGACCUACAUAGAUUAUCAGCUCCCAAAAGGCGAUGACAUAUCCAAAUCACUCAUCCAAGCAAUCGAGGAUUCAAGCAUCGCUGUUGUAAUCUUAUCCAAGGAAUAUGCCUCCUCCAAAUGGUGCUUGAAUGAACUCGUCAAGAUCCUUGAGUGCAAAGAGGUUAACGGACAGCUUGUGGUUCCCAUUUUCUACAAAGUAGAGCCAUCUCAUGUACGCAAUCAAAGAGGAUCUUAUGAGGAAGCAUUUGCAAAACAUUCGAGGCAAAACCCAGAGAAGGUGGACCAAUGGAGACGAGCCCUUUUUGAAAUUGCAAGUUUAGCUGGUUGGGACUCUCAGAACUGGAG